Molecule: messenger RNA, 1362 nt
Organism: Centrocercus urophasianus (Greater sage-grouse)
Lineage: Eukaryota; Metazoa; Chordata; Aves; Galliformes; Phasianidae
Gene: FBXO47
Product: F-box protein 47
Exons: 10
Coding region: 1-1362 (453 amino acids)
Molecular function (GO): protein binding
Source: RefSeq, a predicted model, not a curated record
AUGGCCUCCAUUGCAAGGACCAGCUGCACCUCCGCCCCAAACCAGAAGCACAGAGGCAGUAACCAACGCUGCAGGCGGAGCUGCAGCACUGUGGAUGCAGAUUCCCAAUCUCUGUCUACACUGGGAUACUUUAAAACACUGCCAUUAGAGAUCUUCCAAAUGCUGCUGAGCUAUCUCUCAGUGAAGGACAUCAGUGUGCUGAGCAUGGUGUCAAAAGCCAUCAGCAACCGCCUCGUUAAUUACAUCUCAACCCCAUCAGGAAACCGAAGGCUGUUACUGCAAGACUUCCAUGACAUCAAGCUGCCUGGCAAGAGGGAUGGAUCCUGCAUAAUAGAGCACUACAAAUCUCUAGGGCUGUUGCUUAAGAGAUGCACCCUUCUGUUGCCUACCAAAGACAGGCUGAAGUACGUGCACAAGGUUCUCUCUGAAGUUUCCUGCUUUAAACUCAGCGGCUGUCCGAGUCCCCUGCACUGUGUAGGAUUGCAAUGCUAUGGGGUAUUUUUGCAGAUCCUAAUAGCAGGCUGGGAUGAGUUGGAGUGUCACCGGGUCUUCAACUUCCUCUGUGAGCUCAGCAAUUUGCCCCGUAAAGUGCAGGCAGUCGUCAGCUGCAAGCCAGGAAGCGCCAGGAAGCUGGAGCUGAGGAUCAGGCUGUACUGCAGGAGCGUCCUGCUGACCCACUGGGCUCAUCGUGGUGAUUCUGCCUUCUGGUUGACUCGCAUUUUAAAGCCGUGGCCAAUGGUCAACCAAGCUCGCCUGCUGUACAUCAUCUUUGGGCCAGUGUCCCCCCUUGAUGGACACGUGGUUUGGCAGAAGAUGAUAGAAGGACCAACAGAUGAGACCAGUCUGAAAGGUUUAGCAGAUGCCAUUAAGCUCCUGUACGAUGCAGAAGCAAGAGAGUGGACAGCAGACGAUGUUAUCAGCCUUGUGGAUGAGCUGUCAGUGGUUCCCCGCGAGUGGCUGCUGGAGAACAACGCUCGGCUCCUCAUCCUGAGUGGAAACAACAUUUGCUUCACUUUCAUGGCCAGCAAAGCAGUGAAUGGAAGAGCUGUGGAGUUGGCCAGACUCGUGGUCUUCCUGGCCUUGGUGUGUGAGAAGGACCUGUACUGCAUGGACUGGGCGGUAAAAAUGAUGCAGAAGGUCUGCAAAGUUUUCAGCACCCCGGGAGAGAGAAACAUCUUCCUGCAGAGCGUGGAGAACGCCUUUGCUCACAUGGUCAUGGACACGCUGCAGGCAGUGCUGGCCGGGAAUCGUGACCAAGAGGACGUCAGCUUCCUGAACCUGUUCCACCUCGUGAACGCACAAGCGAACUUCCACAAGGAAAUUCUCUACCUGGCCAUGAGAAGCAGCAGCAGCUCCAUUUGA